GCACAAGUAAGAAGAACAAGGAGAAGAUAUAAUAAAAAAAAUGUCGGAGACUUUCAAAGUGUGCUUCUGUUGUAGCAGGAGCUUCAAGGAGAAAACGAGGCAGCCACCAGUGAGCAUCAAGAGACUCUUCGAAGCCUACUCAAGAAACGGCAAGAUGUCUUCGGAUGACCUUCUAAGGUUUGUGAGUGAAGUCCAAGGUGAAGGGCACUUAGGGAUGGACUACGUGCAGGAUAUCUUCAACAGCGUUAAACACCACAACGUUUUUCAUAUACAUGGCUUUGUUCAUCUCAACGCCUUCUACCGCUACCUCUUUAGCGAUACAAACUCUCCUCUUCCCUUGACUCGCAAGGUGCAUCAUGAUAUGAAGGCCCCGUUGUCGCAUUACUUUGUGUACACGGGACACAACUCUUACUUGACAGGGAACCAAGUGAACAGCAGAAGCAGCGUUGAGCCGAUCGUGCAGUCUCUGAGAAAAGGUGUAAAAGUUAUCGAGCUUGAUUUAUGGCCUAACCCUUCUGGUAACGCUGCUGAAGUUCGUCAUGGCGGGACGCUUACAACGCAUGAGGAUUUGCAGAAAUGUCUAAACGCCAUAAAGGACAAUGCGUUUCAUGUGUCUGAUUAUCCAGUCAUAGUCACUCUUGAAGAUCAUUUGCCACCAAAUCUUCAAGGGAAAGUUGCAAAGAUGUUAACAAGAACAUUCAGAGGGAUGCUGUAUCGUUCAGGGUCAGAGAGUUGUAAGCAUUUUCCAUCACCAGAAGAACUUAAGAAGAAGAUUCUUAUUUCUACAAAGCCUCCAAAGGAGUAUCUUGAGAGCCAAGCUACUCAGUCCUCACGAAGAACUCCAAUUGAUAUAGCGACUUCCUUGAGCGGACCAUCAAGAAGCGGCAUUACUAGUAGUAUGUCAUGGAGAGGAGAAUACAAGAUUCCUGAAGAUUAUGUUUCAGAAGAAGAAGAGGAGUGUGAAGCUUUUGGAUAUAGAGACUUGAUAGCGAUUCACGCUGGGAACUGCAAAAGCGGUUUGGAAGAUUGCUUGAGAGAAGAUCCAGAGAAGCCUCGAAGGAUAAGCAUGAACGAGCAGUGGCUAGAGAAUUUGGUUAGAACCAGAGGAACCGAUGUUGUAAGGUUUACACAGAGGAAUCUAGUGAGGAUAUAUCCAAAGGGAACAAGAGUGGACUCAUCAAAUUACGAUCCACAUGUUGGAUGGACACACGGUGCUCAAAUGGUUGCUUUUAACAUGCAAGGACAUGGGAAGCAACUAUGGAUAAUGCAAGGAAUGUUCAGAGCUAAUGGUGGAUGUGGCUACGUUAAAAAGCCACGCAUUUUGCUAGACACGCAUAGACUCUUUGACCCAUGCAAAAGCCUUCCCAUAAAGACUACUCUCAAGGUGAAGAUCUUCACAGGUGAAGGAUGGGAUUUGGAUUUCCCUCAGACACAUUUCGACCAGUACUCUCCUCCUGAUUUCUUCGUCAAGAUUGGAAUCGCAGGAGUUCCAAGGGACACCGUCUCUUACAGAACAGAAACAGCGGUUGAUCAGUGGUUUCCUAUAUGGAGGCAAGAGUUCUUGUUUCAGCUCUCUGUACCAGAACUUGCACUUGUGUGGUUCAGAGUCCAAGAUUACGACAAUGACACCCAAAAUGAUUUCGCAGGACAGACAUGUCUUCCUCUGACCGAACUCAAGACCGGAGUUAGAGCCGUCAGGCUUCAUGAUAAGGCUGGAAAGCCUUACAAGAACUCUAGACUUCUUGUCAGCUUCUUCUUUGACCCUCCUUACAUGUCAUAAACUGUUUUUUUUUCUUUCUUAAAUCAAUUUCUUUAAAUAAGCAGCUUACUUGCAUUAAUGUAAUUAUUUUGUCUCUGUAAUGGUUUCCUCUUUCACUAUGUAUUAAGCUAUUCUUCAUAAUAAUAAUUUAAUAAGUAUAAAGAUUCGA
Eruca vesicaria subsp. sativa (arugula) is the source of this 1928-nucleotide messenger RNA. The record is from the annotation of a GenBank genome assembly. NCBI's taxonomy places the organism in Eukaryota, Viridiplantae, Streptophyta, Magnoliopsida, Brassicales, Brassicaceae.